AUGUCUCGGCGGCGGGACAUCCUGUCCGAGGUGGUGCUGUUCGCUCGCCCGGAGCGCCCCGCUUCGACUUCUCGUCGGGUGCUGUCGCGCUGGAAGGAGGAGAUGGAGCUGGUGGAGACGGCGAAUCGUUCUCUCUUGGCCUUGCGUCAGCUCUACCGCGGGAGUCUGGACGACAGUCUACUGGGCCUGGCCGACUGCUGGGGCCAGGGGAUCGUGCCCGACAACCUGGACGGGGACCUCUCUCGGCGGGUGCUGGGAGAAGUUCGUCGCCAGUCGCCGCCUUCGACUACACCCUCACAAGGAGCCGCACUCUUGCGGCUGCGCCCUGCUGCCUCGGCGGCGGGCCAUCAGUCCCAGUCCACCUUCAAACAGAGGGUGGCCGAACUUCGGAGGAGGAGUGCUGGCGGAAGUGGACGGCUGCCGGACAGGGGCGAGACGUUUCCAGCUCAAUGGGAUCGAGUCGCUCUACCUCCUCCGGGGACCAGACCUGUGAGUGUGAGGUCUGUGUCGCCUCGCGUGGCACAGAAGUUGGAGAUGUUCAAGGAGGAGAUGUUGAGAGAGGAUGGCGAGGCUUGUGUUCAGGCCUGCGAGAUUCGCAACUACGUGGACCCGCAUUUCCGCAAGAAGAAGGAAAUGUUGCAGCUGGCCCGACGGAUGACUUUGGCGGGGAUGUUGUGCCGCACCGCAGUGAAGGUGGACGAGGUCGGGCUCUUUUGCGUCGUGAAGAAGGCGGAGCUGGUGGGGAGCGAGCCCGAGGUGACCCUGAGGCUAGUGUUCGACCAGAGGCGCUCCAACAUGCGGUGGCGGUCUCCCCCGUGGUGUGCCAUGGGCGGCGUCAGUGCGAUGUCGUUUCUGGACGUGUCCGAGGAGAUGAAGGAGGAUGGCGUGACCAUGUGCUUCGGCACGGGCGACCUCCCCGACUUCUACUACACGCUGGAGCUGGGGGAGGAGCUGGCGCCGUACUUCGUGCUGCCCGGCGUUUCUGGGGAUGCGCUGGACGCUCUGCUUCCCGAAGGUUCGUCUCUGCCUGGGAGUGGGCCCUACGUCGGGGUGAAGGUCGCUCUGAUGGGCUUCUCCUGGGCGUGCUGGAUGGCUCAGACGACUAUGGAGGACAUCUUCAAUACUGGGCCCCAGUUCGGUCUUUCUUCGCUUUCAGGCGACCAACGUUUGGCCGAAGGCGGACCGCUGCCCCAUCUCGGUCGGGAUCUGCCUGCUGCGCACUACGAGUACAUCGACGAUUUCGGCAUCAUGGGCCUGGACUUCCCGACACGACCUGGCCAGGAGGCGGGGAUGACGGUGGAGGAGAUCUGGCUCGGUGCCAAGGAGUUGGUGGUGUCCGCGGGGUUCAAGGUGCACAAGGAUGCUUGUGCGGCGGACGCCCGCAUGAUUGGUGGCGAUCUUCGGGGAACUCGUCUGGCGCCGAACCAGGACAAGAUGUGGUUGGCGGUCUUCGGGAUACGGGAGAUCCUGAUCCACAAGUGGGAACUACCCGAUACCGUCGCACGGAUCGUCGGCAUAUUGUCCUGGGGGUUCCUGAUCUGCCGUGGUGCUUUGAGCGUCUUCGCGGACGUGUACGCGUGGUGCAUGGAGUUCCGAGGUGGAGCUCGGCGCGAGGUUCCACGGGAAGUGCGGAGGGAGUUGGCUGCGGCUGCGGCUUUGGUGCCGCUGAUCUCGGUGGACCUCUCGACGCCCUGGGACCCGAUAGUGACGAUGUUCGAUGCGAGCCUCUACGGUGGUGCGCUCAUCUCUACGGUGGCAACGGUGGAGGAGCAGCGUCGAGAAGCACGAUAUGCAGUUCGAGGAGGGUGGACCGUCUGGACGGGCAUCUCCUCGUCCUGGGCUGCGGACGCCUGGUGCGAGGGGGAGGCCUUCAGACGCGUGGGUACCGACGUGGAGUUGGGUACCCGGAUCCGCGUUCCACCUGUGCACGAGUGUUGGGGCGACAUCGCUCGGUGGAAGGAGAUUGUGCGCUGGCGCUGGGAGGAAAAGGAGCACAUCAACUUGCUGGAGAUGCGCACGGGGGUGGCCGCGGCGAGGCACUCGGCCCGCACCCGGGCGAGCUGGGGGAAGAGGCACUUACGCAUCACGGACUCGAUGGUUUGCCUCGGCGGCUUCAGCAAGGGCAGAUCGGCCAGCCGGCCCAUUCUGAUCUUGUGCAGGAGAAUGGCCGCCCUCGACCUCGGGUGCGGCAUGCGGGAGUACUGGCGCUGGGUGCCGUCGGACCGCAACCACAGCGACGGGCCGAGCCGAGGUUUCCCGAUUGGGCAGGCACCGAAGGAGCGGAGGACGGGCGAGCUGGUGUUGCCGGAGAAGGUGGCUUCGAGGAUCGAGGCCCUGGCGGACUUGGCGGAGGUGGACCCCUUCCAGCCGCUCAGGAUGGGCGUCUCGAUCCCGGUGAAGGUGCGGCGCUUCGUCCACCUCUGCAGUGGCCACACGAGCAUCGGGGACCUGGAGGACUGGCUGCUCAGGAUCGCGGGGUCGCGAGGCUACCUGAUGAUCUGCACCAACGUGGACAUCGGCUUCGGGGCGGAGUUCGACCUGACGGACGAGGUCAACGUGCGGAGGCUGGAGCUGCUGGCGGAAGCCCUCCAUGCUCUACCUGGUCGCGGGUUCGCUUCCAGCCUGGAGGCCCCCCCCCGCUACGACUGCGAGAUCAGCUGGGACGACGCAAAGAAGGUGAAGCUUGGGAACGCGCAGUUGCUGAGCAGCUUGAGGAUCCUGAAGGCGAUCGGGCUCAAGGGAGGCUCGGUCUCCAUCGAGCAUCCUGCCGAUCCGGGUUGUCCGCCGUUUCAAUCGAUCUUCGUGACCAAGGAGCUUGUGGACUGGGAGGCCCGGGUGGGUGCCUACCGAGUGACCUUCCCGCAGUGCAUGUGGGGCUGCCCCGCGCUGAAGCUGACGACGCUCACGGGGACGGCCUUCGGGAUGCAGCGGUUUGUUCGUCCCUGCGUGCACGAGAACCACUCGGCGAGCCUCUGUGGCAAGGACGAGAGCGGUCGUUUUCGGACAAGGGUGGCCCAGGCGUACCCGUCCGACUUCUGCAGGAUGUUGGCGGAGUGCCACGUGGACGCAAUGCUGACCAUGCAGGAGAGACGGGAGGCCGACCUGACCGAGAGGGCCGUGGAGCAAUUGAUUUCAGAGACCCUGUAG
This is a messenger RNA of Prorocentrum cordatum, 3147 nucleotides long. The record is from the annotation of a GenBank genome assembly. NCBI's taxonomy places the organism in Eukaryota, Dinophyceae, Prorocentrales, Prorocentraceae.